This is a messenger RNA of Monoraphidium neglectum, 1314 nucleotides long. Its product is annotated as methionyl-tRNA synthetase. The coding region runs from base 1 to 1314 and encodes 437 amino acids. Gene Ontology annotation, molecular function: methionine-tRNA ligase activity; ATP binding; tRNA binding. The record is from RefSeq and is a predicted model, not a curated record. The transcript has 10 exons. Gene Ontology annotation, cellular component: cytosol; aminoacyl-tRNA synthetase multienzyme complex. Lineage: Eukaryota; Viridiplantae; Chlorophyta; Chlorophyceae; Sphaeropleales; Selenastraceae. Gene Ontology annotation, biological process: methionyl-tRNA aminoacylation.
AUGGCGCGCACCAACAGCGAGCUGCUCAAGAACCUGGGCAACUUUGUCAACAGGACCCUGAUGUUUGUGGCCAAGUUCUGUGACGGCGUGGUGCCGGCCCCCCACCCCGAGAAGGGCCAGGCCGAGGUGGCGGAGCUGGGGGCGCUGGUGGACGCCAAGGUCCAGGAUUACCUGGCGGCCAUGGAGUCGCGGAAGCUGCGGGAAGCCAUCCGCCUGGCCAUGGCGGCCAGCACGGACGCCAACAAGUUCUUCACUGACACGGCCGUCUUCAGGGUCAUCAAGACGGACCCCGAGCACGCGGGCACCCUGGUGGCGGCCUGCCUGGGCAUGAUCAGGCUGCUGGCCGCCCUGGUGGCACCCUACGUGCCCUCACUCACAGACAAGAUCCUCGCGCAGCUCGCCCUGCCGCAGGCGCGCGCCCCCGCGCCGCGCCGCACAGCGCCGCGCCGUGCUGGCCCCCGCGCCUGCGAUGCGGCGCUGCUGAGCGACGAGCUGCUGGCGGGGGCCAAGGCGCCGCACACGCUGAUCGCGCCGGGGCACAGGCUGGGGGCGCCGGCGCCGCUCAUCGCGGAGAUCCCUGAUGACGUCAUCGAGGGGCUGCGGCAGCGGUAUGGCGGCAAGCAGGACGCGGCCGCGGGGCCGGGCGCGGAGCCGGCGGCGGCGUCGUCAUCGGCGGCGGGUGGCGGCGCCAAGGGCGGCAAGGACGCCAAGGCGACGGUGGCGGGCGGCGGCAAGGGCGGCGGCAAGGGCGACGCAGCAGCGGGGGCGGGGGCGAAGAAGGGCGGCGGCGGCGGCGGCGGCGAUAAGAAGGACGCCCCUGUGGACAUCAGCCGGCUGGACAUCCGGGUUGGCCUCAUACGGAAGGCGUGGCGUCACCCCGACGCGGACUCACUCUAUGUGGAGGAGAUCGACGUGGGCGAGGACCAGCCGCGGCAGGUCGUCAGCGGCCUGGUGAAGCACAUCCCGGAGGACGAGAUGCAGGGCCGCCCCGUGGUGGUCCUCUGCAACCUCAAGCCCGCAGCCAUGCGCGGCGUCACCUCGCAGGCCAUGGUGCUCGCAGCCACGCACCCAGAGAGCGGCAAGGUGGAGCUCAUCCAGCCGCCGCAGGGCUCCAAGCCCGGGGACCGCGUCACUGCCGCCGGCUACCCCGGGGAGCCCGACGAGCUGCUCAACCCCAAGAAGAAGAUCUUCGAAGCGGUGCAGCCCGACCUCGCCACCAACGCGGACCGCGUCGCCUGCUACAGGGGCGUCCCGCUGGCCACGGCGGCGGGGCCGUGCACGGCCGCGAGCGUUGCGGGCGGCAGCAUCCGCUGA